GAUACUUUACGAUUACGUUACGCGGCUGUUGUUGUUUUUUGACCCGUGUUGUGUGCGUUCUGUGAGUAGAUACACGGUGUGUAGCUAGUGUGUUACACUUUGGAUUAACACACGUGUGAGACGUGUGAGAGCGUCAUGUAAACUUCAUGGUGUGGGAUAACUUCAUCAGUCACGUGCCCUAACAGUGUAGCCGAGAUCUCGACCAUCGUGACGUCAUGAGCUCUUGUCUCCCUCCCCUCAGGUCGGGAUGCUAGCCUGGACACAGCCCGUCCUUGACCCCAGCAAGACCUCAGCCAUGACCUCCACAUACGUGUCAUUGGUGCCCAGCAAUUUAGCCCGUCCACCGGUCCAGUGGUCAAAGUCUGAGGUGAAAGCAUGGCUCAAGUUCUGUGUGGAGGAGUACUCACUCAGUCCUGUCUGUGUGGACAAGUUCGACAUGAACGGCAAGGCGCUGUGUCUACUGAGGAGAAAAGACUUCAUGGAGAGGGCGCCACAAGCGGGGGACGUUUUGUUCAACGCCUUUCAGCGCCACCUGCAGGACGAGACAGGUUCCGUCUGCAGUCAGCGCUUUCCAGUUCUCAGCUCUCCCGUGCUUAUGACGUCACCUCCCCCAAAUAGCUCAGAUGGCCUACACCAGACCUUCAGGCCACAGUUCAUCACUAUCCUACCUCAGCCACCUAGCCACAUGACCGGCCAUGAGGUAGUGGCCAGCAGAACAAGCCCGGUGGGCCCCACCAGUGCCAGCCCAGUGGGCCCCACCAGUGGCAACCCAGUGGGCCCCAACAGAAGCAACACCACUGUGCCAAGGGAGCAAACCCUACCUUUGGCCCAGACCAUACCUGCUGGAAUCUUAAGCCCUGAGCCUUCAGAAAAAGCUUCAGACAGCGACUCGGGACUAAAUGACAACAGACCAUCACCUAACGUCAGUGAGAACGAUGUUGACUGUGAAGUCUCAAGCUGUGGGGGCCCCAGGUUUGAGCCGGGGAGCCCAGGGGAAGAUGGGGUCUGCCGUCUGCUGUGGGAGUUCAUCUACCAGCUGCUGCAGGACGUCAAGUACUCGCAGUACGUCUGCUGGGAGUCUGAGCCAGAGAUGACCUUUAGGAUCAACAACCCCACUAGCCUGGCAGAGUUCUGGGGGCACCAGAAGAACAGGAACAACAUGACAUACGAGAAGCUUUCCAGGGCCUUAAGGUAUUACUACAAAAUGGAAAUAAUCAAAAAAGUUCCUGGCAAACGCUUGACGUACCAGUUUCUACAACAUCCAACCAAAAUUCGUAAAGGUCAGCGCGGCGCUCGCCCCCACUCGAGCAGGUCAAUGCUGCAGUCUGAGACGGAUGGAGAUGGAGACUCCCCACCCCCGGCUGACCCCAGCCUGAAGAGUACUGGGCACAACUGUAACGAGCGGGUCAGUCCGCAGACCAAACUUGAACCAGAUUACGCUGUCAGACUUCAGGAGACCUCAAAAUGUCUGGUGGAGCCUGCGCAUUCAGCAGACUGGCCAGACAGGUCUUACAUCAAACUUUCCCAGUCCCCAGUUGACCCCAGCGCUCUCAGCUGCUACCAGCACCAGCUGACCAGUGGGGAUUUAGAUACAGGCACGGGUCCUGUGCCCAAGUACCAAAGCCAUUCAGACAAUCAGAUGCACCAUACAACACCCACACCCUACUUGUCCAGUGGAUAUGUUGCUGAACAGAGAAACUGCCAUAGCUCUGACAGUAAGCCAACUGACCAAGACAGCUAUGAGAACAAGCUGACCUCUCUGCAGCGAUCUGCGUCGCUUUCUCCAUCUCUCCCCUCCGCCAUUUCUCAAAGUGAGUUUCAGACAGAGUUUAAGUUUAGACCCAAACAUCGCAAUCAUCGCUUUACACCUUACACUGACCCGUCACUGACCUCACCCACUGACCACAGAACUGGGAGCCCACCUUACUACUCACACUUUGACCACCUGGUUCCACAAGCCCACCACAAUUCUUUCAAGUGUCGCCAAAGUUUUCAGGAUGAGCCAGAAGAUUUGUCGGUCAGGACCAGCCAUCCAACAGUUCCCUCUGGCCAUACAACAGUUCCAUCUGGCCAUCUAACAGUUCCCUCUGGCCAUCCAAUAGCUUUCCCUAAGAACCUAAAUUUCUCUUCUCAAUGUGAGGAUGCCAGGAACAUCACCACACAGUCAGGUACCCAUGUUGUACCAUAUUGCUUUGUGGCAGCAAAAAGUGUUGAUAAUUCUACAGCAAAAAGUAUCAAUAAUUGUACAGCACAAAGUGUUGAAAAUUGUAAACAAUCAGUUGAGGAAAACUUUACCACCAGUUUGAAUGACCAAAGCAUAAGGACAACAGCGUAGGUAUGGUCACCUAAGUACCCAAGUUGUUUCAACAUGCACUGCCUUUCUGUUGAGUUCAAACAAAAUACAGCAUACAAACAAUAUUGGUCGAAAUUUUGGCUGUCAAAUGCUAUUGCAUUGUGGUAAAAGUUUUGGACCAAACUUUGUGGUCUAAUUUUUGGCCCAAACAUUUUGGCCCUGAUAUCUGAACAAAGAAGCUUCUUGUGCCUUGCUGGGUAAAACCUUAGUUUAGCGUCGGAAAUUAUCAGUAAUGUUUGUUGAGUUUCGGUAACUAGAGUUACGGUAAACCAUGGUUUAUUUGACCAUUAAAAUAUAAAUAAAUUGAAAGUCGAUUGUAGUAAAUGAAUGUUUUAUUUUUUUAAGUUUAAUCAACAAAAGGAAAAAAGAAUAACUAUAAUAUUAGAUUUAAAUUAGUAGAUCUAAAAAUAAAAAAACAUAUUAAUAUAAAUAAUGAAGUCAAAUGUAAUAAUUUAAUGUUUUUGGCUUGCAGCGGAUUUGCGACCAUUAAUUAAUUAGAUCUAGAUCUAGCUAGCUGCAAGGCCAAGUAAAAAAAAAUCUAGUUAUAACUAGUUAUAUGAAAUGAGUAAUAAAGCAGUAUUUAACAUGCAAUUAAAAUAAAUCUAUCCAAAUUUUAAACGUUCUGUAUUAAAAAUAAAAGAUGACGCCAAAUAAAGUAUGGUUUACAGUACUUCCUGUGGAUACCGGAACUGUGUGACAGACUUUGCCAUUGUUAUUGUUUUUUACUGCUAUAUGAUUCCGGAAUAAUAACAGACGCUAAACUAAGGUUUUACCCCUUGCUGUACUCACUAAACCUUCUCAUUAGUUAUCCAGGCUACAACCAAUGCCAGAAAGAUAUUCAGCCACAGUGUGGAAGGGCUCAGCGAAAAAAGGGUUCAAUAAACCUUUAUAAAUAUAGACUCAUAUCCUGUUGACUUGGUUAAAGUUAAAAUAUAAAUUCUCUCAACCAGGAGAAGGCUUGUGGUAAAAAAAUGUGAUUUAUUCUAUUGUAAUGUUACAAAAAUCUGAUAUGUUUUAGCAGAAUUUUCAGUACACCUAACCAUGAUUUAAGUAUGGUAAGUGUGUGAGACUGUUCAAUGUCUAUAAUUGCCUCUUGUAAAUAAAGACAAGAAAAUAGAUAAACACCCAAAUUUUCUGGUCCAAACAGCUGACAAUACCAGACAGUGAGGGAAUAUUGUUUGAACUGCAGACAUUGUCUAUUUUAACCCCUGAACUAGUGCUCAAUAUAGUGUGAUAACUUUGUGUACAUUUUGUUUGUUUAAAACCUGUGUACAUUUAAACACAUUUGUAUGAUGUGUAAACAUUUUUACAUCCUGUACAUUUAUUUUAAAAAUGUGUGCAGCUUAAACAUUUAAACAAAUUUUGUGCAACUUGUACAUUUAAAUACAUAUUUAUGUGUUGAUUCAGUAAUAUGCUGUUGUUUAUCAUAUCUUAAAAUUAUUUUAUCCCUUGUUUUUUGUAUGCAUUUAUUUUGUUUAAAACCGGUAAAUAGGAUAAUUCUGUGAUUAAUUUAAAACAAGAGAAUUGCUAAUAUGAAGCAUUUUAAAAUCAAAAUACUAAAUGCGUUGAUAAAAUGUGUGCCUGAAUGUGUACAGACAACUUAAGACCAGACACAUGGGUCAUUUUAUCAAAAUUUUCAUUUCUUCAAGACAUGUUGGACUUUCCUGUGUUUAUUACGUUAGCUGGCAGCAUAGCUGUAAUGUGCUAGCUGGCAGCAUACCUGUAAUGUGCUAGCUGGCAGCAUACAUGUAAUGUGCUAGCUGGCAGCAUAGCUGUAAUGUGCUAGCUGGCAGCAUACCUGUAAUGUGCUAGCCUGCAGCAUACCUGUAAUGUGCUAGCUGGCAGCAUACCUGUAAUGUGCUAGCUGGCAGCAUACCUGUAAUGUGCUAGCUGGCAGCAUACCUGUAAUGUGCUAGCUGGCAGCAUACCUGUAAUGUGCUAGCUGGCAGCAUACCUGUAAUGUGCUAGCUGGCAGCAUACCUGUAAUGUGCUAGCUGGCAGCAUACCUGUAAUGUGCUAGUUGGCGGCAUAAAAUCCACUGUGGUUUAACCUGCCUGCUAACUGCCUUGUACUAUUAAACCAAUGCAGCUGUCAAUGUAUGACUUGAUUUGGUUUCAUGGGAUACCUGUAUUUUUAUCAAUACUGUGACAAUUGAAGAGCCUUAUUGUACUUAGCUGAUAUCAGUGUAUAUGUGUGUAUAGAUGGCCUUUUGACAUUCCUAAAAUAGACCACCAUCAGCAGUGAGAUAUUAAAACAGUAACUCAAUGCUACAUAGGGAGGUGAUCAAUGGUGGGCCCAGCAUCUCUAGUGUGUACAUUUGGUUGUACACAUGAUUACAGUAGCUGGACUCACAUGUUUGUUGUGUACACAGUUGUGAGUCGUACACAGUUGUGAGUCCAACUACUAUAUUCAUGUGUACACCUAUGUAUGUGACUACAGUGUGUACACAUUAGUGUCUAACCACCAGACUUGUACAAACUUUUACCAUUUUGUGUACUUAUGUCUCAAACUAUUCAGAUAACAGAAAUAAAUGAUCCAAUACUUGA
Molecule: messenger RNA, 4899 nt
Organism: Physella acuta
Lineage: Eukaryota; Metazoa; Mollusca; Gastropoda; Physidae
Product: transcription factor ETV6
Biological process (GO): regulation of transcription by RNA polymerase II; cell differentiation
Cellular component (GO): nucleus
Molecular function (GO): DNA-binding transcription factor activity, RNA polymerase II-specific; sequence-specific DNA binding
Source: RefSeq, a predicted model, not a curated record